Molecule: messenger RNA, 282 nt
Organism: Aspergillus alliaceus
Lineage: Eukaryota; Fungi; Ascomycota; Eurotiomycetes; Eurotiales; Aspergillaceae
Exons: 2
Coding region: 1-282 (93 amino acids)
Source: RefSeq, a predicted model, not a curated record
AUGAAGGUCACUGCUAUCCUCUACACUCUCAUGGCUGCCGCCGCCGUCAGUGCUUCCGCAGUCCCUGGUUCUAGCUUCGAGAUUCGGGACACCUGCGGCGCAGGCUAUGGCGGUGACCAAAGACGUACAAACAGUGCUUGCAAUGCCUCGAACGGAGAUAGACAUUUCUGCGGGUGUGACAGGACAGGCGUGGUCCAGUGCAAGGGUGGCAAGUGGACAGAGAUUAAAGAUUGUGGUAGAGGCACCUGCCACGGUGGCAACGACGGUGGAGCCGUGUGCUAG